Molecule: messenger RNA, 1261 nt
Organism: Mizuhopecten yessoensis (Yesso scallop)
Lineage: Eukaryota; Metazoa; Mollusca; Bivalvia; Pectinida; Pectinidae
Product: dehydrogenase/reductase SDR family protein 7-like
Exons: 8
Coding region: 269-1195 (308 amino acids)
Cellular component (GO): membrane
Source: RefSeq, a predicted model, not a curated record
CGUUUCCGUUGUUACCUCAAACUGUUCAUAGAAGACCCACCCACAUGACUUUAUUCGUGCUUGACCUCCUUGUCACCUAUUAUAAUUGAGUUAACAUAGCAAGACCCUAUAUAUUUAUGUCUAUUUUCAAAUAUUUUCACAACAAUCGAUAUUGAAGGAGAUUUUGUUGGAUUCUGUUAGGAAGCCUGAAAUUGCUGCUGUACAAUCGCAUGCUGAUUGAACAUAGAGACCGACAGUUACCAAAGACUGAUUUUUACAUGAAAAAGUGAUGGGUUGGGAGACUGUAUGUAGCAUCAUAGGAGCCCCACUGGGUUUUGCCUGUUUUCUUUACUUUGUGUGGACACACAAGAGCAGAAAAAACAUUGUAGGCAAAACUGUCCUAAUCACAGGGGCAAGCUCAGGCCUUGGAGAAGCUUGUGCCAAGGAAUUCCACAAAGCAGGAUGCAGAGUGGUCCUGGCUGGCAGAAACCAAAGUCAACUGGACAGGGUCAAGGGUCAACUGCUGCAGCUAAAAAAGCCUGCAGAUGAUAGAGAACCAGAGAUAGCUCUGAUGGACCUGGAAAACCUCAGCAGCCUGUCUGGUCAGGUAGACAAUUUGAUCCAACGAGUGGGACCCAUUCACAUCUUGGUUAACAAUGCAGGAGUCAGUUCACGUGGACAGGUAGAGGACACCACUGUGGAUGCCUUAAUCAAGGUCAUGACCGUCAACCUGUUUGGUCAGGUGGCAGUCACCAAAGCGGUUCUGUCUCACAUGAUAUCUGCAGGAGAGGGCUCCAUUGUAGGAAUAAGCAGUAUUCAGGGCAAAAUUGCCAUCCCCUACCGAGCUGCCUAUGCAGCAUCAAAACACGCGUUCCAUGCAUUCCAUGACAGUCUGAAGGCUGAGGUGGCUCACAGGGACAUAGAUGUGUGUGUGGUGUGUCCCAGCUAUAUCCAAACCAACCUGUCCAAGAACGCCGUUACUGGGGACGGGUCGCCAUAUGGUGUUGAGGAAAAAGACAUAACGAAUGGGAUGAAGCCAGAGUAUGUAGCCCGCCAGAUCCUGUUGUCCGUGAUAGAGAGACGAGAUGAAGUUGUGUUGGGGCCUUUACACCAUAGACUGGCUAUUGUGUUAAGAACAUUAUCUCCUUACAUCUAUUUUUUCAUAAUGAAACAUCGUGCCAACUCCAGCAGGAAACAAUAUCUGAAAAAUAAUUGAUCUCAUAUUUUUUAUGGUUUUCGCCUAUAUAUAAUGCAUUUGUGAAAUAAACAUGCAAUACAUAAA